Manacus vitellinus (golden-collared manakin) is the source of this 555-nucleotide messenger RNA. It is a transcript of the gene POU4F1, whose product is annotated as POU class 4 homeobox 1. Bases 1 to 555 code for a protein of 184 amino acids. The transcript is spliced from 3 exons. Gene Ontology annotation, biological process: regulation of transcription by RNA polymerase II. Gene Ontology annotation, molecular function: DNA-binding transcription factor activity, RNA polymerase II-specific; RNA polymerase II cis-regulatory region sequence-specific DNA binding. Lineage: Eukaryota; Metazoa; Chordata; Aves; Passeriformes; Pipridae. The record is from RefSeq and is a predicted model, not a curated record.
AUGGGCUUGAUCUCGCCGCUGAGUGGGAACGACAGGCUGCUCGGCUCGGGCCUUGCUCCUGCCUCUGGGCGCUUUUCAGCAACUUUGGAGGAAAACGGUGAUGCCUUCGCCGAGCGCUUCAAGCAGCGCCGCAUCAAGCUGGGGGUGACCCAGGCCGACGUGGGCUCGGCUCUGGCCAACCUGAAGAUCCCGGGGGUGGGCUCCCUCAGCCAGAGCACCAUCUGCCGCUUCGAGUCCCUCACCCUCUCCCACAACAAUAUGAUCGCCCUCAAACCCAUCCUGCAGGCCUGGCUGGAGGAGGCCGAGGGCGCCCAGCGGGAAAAAAUGAACAAGCCCGAGCUCUUCAACGGGGGCGAGAAGAAGCGCAAGCGGACUUCCAUCGCCGCCCCAGAGAAGCGCUCACUGGAGGCGUACUUCGCCGUCCAGCCCCGGCCCUCCUCCGAGAAGAUCGCCGCCAUCGCCGAAAAACUGGACCUCAAGAAGAACGUGGUSCGCGUCUGGUUCUGCAACCAGCGCCAGAAGCAGAAGCGCAUGAAGUACUCGGCGGGCAUCUGA